Molecule: messenger RNA, 468 nt
Organism: Ichthyophthirius multifiliis
Lineage: Eukaryota; Ciliophora; Oligohymenophorea; Hymenostomatida
Exons: 1
Cellular component (GO): cytosol
Molecular function (GO): cytidine deaminase activity; zinc ion binding
Source: RefSeq, a predicted model, not a curated record
AUGUAAUAAAGUUUUAAAUAACUCUAAUAAACAUAAUAUAAUUAAGAAUAAAUAAAAUAGUAUAUAAAUGAAGUACGUUAAAUAAAAGAGGAAUACUCAUAUGCUCCAUAUUCUAAAUUCCAUGUAGGAUCUUUAGUAAUAGAUUAAAACGAUAAAAAAUACAUAGGGGUUAAUGUAGAGAACGCAUCUUACGGACUGUCUAUUUGUGCAGAAAGAAAUGCUAUUUUUACAGGAGUAAGUUAAGGUUUAAAAAAGAUUAAACUAAUAGUAGUAAAUUGUAAUACUAUAAAAGUAGGAAGUCCUUGCGGUGCUUGUCGCUAAGUUAUUGCUGAAUUUUCUGAUGAUAAAACUAUUAUUAUUUGCUCUAAUGAAUAAGAUUAGUAUGAAAUUACUGAUUUAUAAGGAAUUUUACCAGGAGCAUUUACUCCUAAAGAUUUAGAAUAACCUAAAAAAGGAAUUAUAUAUUGA